Molecule: messenger RNA, 1358 nt
Organism: Seminavis robusta
Lineage: Eukaryota; Bacillariophyta; Bacillariophyceae; Naviculales; Naviculaceae
Source: the annotation of a GenBank genome assembly
UGGACCAUCUGUAGCAGGAGCAAAAGAAGAAAGAUCUUUGGUUCCAGGUGGAAGAUGUGAGGAGUUUUGCUCGCAAUGACGUGUGCAAUUUGUGACAACAACUUUUUAAUUCUUUGAUUGGCCCGUCGUGUGUCACAAGCAACCAGAAGUGAAAAGAAGCAGUGAAAAGUGCCGAGCCAAACGCCGCAUUGGAAGUUGUUCUGUUGUUCUGGAGCUGACAAAUACAUCCUUGGGCGGCACUCCAUUGGCAUUCAUUGUUGGACCCCAAAUAAGUUGGUUGCAAGAGACAAAUAGCUAGCUCAUCACCAUGACCAUGUCAUCCCGACAGAUGCGCUUCCACUUUGACUGGGUGGAUCAUUGGGUGGAAGAGGAAUCGGCGGAAAAAUCCGCCAAAGACAUUAUGCACCGAUCGGCCGGUCGCAUGAUGAGCAUUCAGAAUUUCUUUAACGACCUCUCGCUGUAUCGAUGGCUCAAAAAAUCCACCAAGGGAAAGGUUGAAUUGGCGCGUGUCGUCGUCUUUCACAGCGACUCGUUCGUCUUUGGUCUGCAAGCCGUCUAUCGCGUUUAUUACAGUUCGAGUAGUGAAAUCCGAGAGGUUGCCGCCGAAAAGCACGUUUAUGCGUCUGGCUUUUAUGCACAGGGACGUCCUCCCAUGGUGUCCACCUUGGAACUGGCGGCCGGGGAAUUCAUUAUCGAUGUGACUACGCGACAGGGAGAAGUAGUGGAUCAAAUCACCUUUAUCACCAACCAACGAACGGUCCGAUUUGGUGGUUGGGGUGGCAUGGCACAACCGUACCAGUCGAAUCAUUUUGCCCGAGGCGUCAUGAGCCGCGUGGUCGCAUUUGCCGGAACCAAAGCCGGAGCACUCGAACGAGUGGGAUUCUUCCUAGAGCCACUUAAUUGGGAGGCCAUUCGACCCAUCGUCUUGACGCGGAGGUUGGUCGAAGAGAAACGAGCUUUGCCCGAUAGAGUCAACUGUGAAAAGUGGACGCCACAAGAAACCAGUGUCCAUGAUUUCUUGACAAGAGCCAAUGAUGAUAUUUUCUUUCGAGUGGCCAGUUACCUCAUUUAUUCCACGAGAGGAGAAGCAACCAAUCAACCCAAUCAACAUCGGUCCUAAGAAAACAUGCUGUACUUGUACGCCAACAAUUCACCAUGGAACAGCAAAAAUCCAAUACAUCUGGCUGUCCAACCUGCACAAACGAGACAAACCAGUGCAAACUACGGUACUCAGCUGAAGCUGGUGAACCAUCCGCUAUCAUAUAAGUCAUUGAAUAUACCAUGGCCGACCCAGUCAUGGCAUUAUAUAGCUUUUAAAACGAACAUUGGCGUGAAUAAUCUUUCAUUUUAGACACUUU